CGGGGCCUGAAUGGAACCGGCCGUGGCGCGUGCAGGCGGCGGAAGCGGCGGCGAUGUCGCGGCGGCGGCGCGAGUGGGGCGAUGGCGGCCGCACUGACGGCGACAGGGCCUGGGAGGAGUUCAGUUCCCGGGCGGAGAGCAGCGCCAGGGCAGACAGCAGAGCCCAGGCGGAGCGCGGGGCCCGGGAGGAGAGCGGGCCCCGGGAGGAGCGGCGGGGCUGGCUGCGCUGGUGUCCCCAGCUGCGCACCGUCGUCCUGGUCCCGCUCCUCAUCUACAUCUCUGUGCCCAUCCUCAUCCGCCUCUUCCCUGUCCUGCUCACCAAAUUUGUCUACCUGAACUUCUUGGCCUUUCCUUUCUUUGUUGACUUUCGUCAGCCGGAGCUGCUGCUGAACAACACCAUCAACCUGUACCUCACAACCGAGCCGGGUGUGAUGGUUGGCAUCUGGCACACCGUGCCAGACAGCAGAGGUGCUGAGGCACGGGGCAAGGACCAGAAGUGGUACGAGGAAGCACUUGGCGACGAUCACCCCGUGAUCAUCUACCUGCACGGCAAUGGGGGGACCAGGCGAGUACGGCAUCGCAUCCAGUUCUUGAAGACAAUGGGUGCUGCUGGCUUCCACAUCCUGGCUCUUGACUACAGAGGCUAUGGGGACUCCAGCGGGCUCCCUACAGAGAACGGCUUCACCACAGAUGUCCUGGCACUCUAUGACUGGGCCAAAGCACGGAGUGGGAACAGCAUCAUCCUCUUCUGGGGACACUCCCUGGGGACAGGGAUUGCCACAAAUGCAGCAAGGAAACUGCAGGAGGAGCGAGGAGUCCAGGUUGAUGCCGUUGUCCUGGAAUCGCCCUACACCAACAUCCGUGAGGCAGCUGCACACAUCCCUCUCACCAAGAUCUACCGCCAGUUCCCGGGCUUUGAGUACCUCAUCCUGGACUCGCUUGCUCUGGCUGACAUGUUCUUCCGCAGUGAUGAGAACGUGCAGGUGCUGUCCUGCCCGCUCCUCAUCCUGCAUGCAGAAGAUGAUUCCAUCCUGCCUCCUCUCCUGGGACGCAAGCUCUUUGAGACGGCACACAGUGCCUACAAGGACAAAACCAAGGUGAAGUUCAUUACCUUUCCCAAAAAGCUGGGCCUGGGCCAUGACUACAUCUCCUUCAACCCAGAGAUGCCUGCCUUGGUGAAAGACUUCUUGAACAUUAAGUGAUGCCAGCCGCUGCAUGCAGCAACCACAAGCACUUACUCAAAUCCACACCAGGAACCUGCUAUGGCACUGAAAUUACUGUUGUAAGUAAUAAAAACUACUGAAAAAUGUU
Molecule: messenger RNA, 1311 nt
Organism: Pezoporus occidentalis (night parrot)
Lineage: Eukaryota; Metazoa; Chordata; Aves; Psittaciformes; Psittacidae
Product: lysophosphatidylserine lipase ABHD12-like
Exons: 13
Coding region: 54-1202 (382 amino acids)
Biological process (GO): monoacylglycerol catabolic process; phosphatidylserine catabolic process
Cellular component (GO): endoplasmic reticulum membrane
Molecular function (GO): phosphatidylcholine lysophospholipase A1 activity; monoacylglycerol lipase activity
Source: RefSeq, a predicted model, not a curated record